Phytomonas sp. EM1 is the source of this 1248-nucleotide messenger RNA. NCBI's taxonomy places the organism in Eukaryota, Euglenozoa, Kinetoplastea, Trypanosomatida, Trypanosomatidae. The record is from the annotation of a GenBank genome assembly.
AUGGAGGAUGAUCAUUUCAUCGCCCUCGAUCGUGCGGAGGUGCGGGGGCGAUCGGUUUCCCUCGUGGGUGUGUUGGACGGCCACUGCGGGCGUCGCGUGGCGGCGAUGGCGGCGCGGUGGUUGCCGGAGUUCUUCUUCGCCCAUGGCGCCCUCGGGGAUAACAACGCGCUCGCGAUGGUGGAAAGUAUCUUGCUCGCCGAUCACGCGAUUUAUAAACGGCUGCGUGGAGAAGGGGGGGAUGAAGGGGGGAGUUCCCUUCAUUUCGUCGAGCGCGACGGCGCCGCGAGCCGAGGGAGAGAGGAAAAGGAAGAAGAAGAAGGCGUUGAGGAGGAAGGAAUAGGAGGGAUAGACGGGUGCGUUCCCAGUGGCGGCUCCACCCUCAUCGCCGCGGCUGUUCACGGGCGGAUGUUAUACGUCGCCUGCCUCGGCGACGCCCGUGCGGUGCUUUACGACGGCCACACGACCAUCGCGAUGAGCGAAGAUCACAAACCCGCGAAUCCAAAAGAAAGCCGUCGGAUUGCGCGAUGUGGGGGGUUUGUGCGGUUCGGCCGCGUCUGCGGCAUCCUUGCCGUUAGCCGCGCGCUCGGGGAUUUUGAGUUUAAGAUGCAACGUGGCAGCCCCCGCGCCCCACGGAUCACCGAUCGCGAGAAAAACGACGUGAAAAAGAAAAAAAACAACGGAAACGACGACACCGCGCAGCCGGAGUACGCCGUGAGCAACGUCGCCGACGUCCGUCAGCUCCACCUUACCGACAACUCCACUUUUUUGAUUCUCGCCUGCGAUGGGUUGUGGGAUGUGCUGCUGAACGAAGAGGCGACGCAGUUCGUGAAGGAUUUCCUCAGCUACACGCCAGAUAUCAGCGAUCCGCUCAUCCACGCGGGGCGGCGUCCACGACCCCCACCCCACGUCAUCUCCCGGGUGUUGAAUAACUGCUGUCGGAAACUCGCGGAGUUCGCGGUCGACCGUGGGAGUAUGGAUAACGUCUCCGUGAUGCUGCUUUUCUUUCACGAUGUGGUGGAUUCGGUGGCAGGGUUUAAUCGGGGCCCCGGGGUCGUCGCGAAUGGACUCGGCAACGGCCUUUCAAUGAAUUGUAGCGGCAGUGGAAGAGGGGAGAAUCUGCCUCGAAGCUCCGGUGGAGGGAAGGAGUCGAGGCUGAGGAAGCCGUCCAUCCGUCAUCGCCGCCACCUCCUCCCGCCUGACUACGAGAUCACGAAGAAAAAGGCACGGCAGAGAGGCGGCGCGCGAUGA